Messenger RNA from Eleginops maclovinus (Patagonian blennie), 2218 nucleotides. RefSeq names its product E3 ubiquitin-protein ligase TRIM7-like. The record is from RefSeq and is a predicted model, not a curated record. Lineage: Eukaryota; Metazoa; Chordata; Actinopteri; Perciformes; Eleginopidae. Gene Ontology annotation, molecular function: protein binding; zinc ion binding.
CGCUCCCAGCUAAGUUAUGUUUCUCUGAGAAUAGCUCCUCUGCUAGCUUGCACUACACUAAAAAACAGAAAUGGCCUCUGCCAACAUCACUGAGGAGUUUCAUUGCUCCAUCUGUUUGGACGUUUUCACCGAGCCCGUGUCCACUCCCUGUGGACACAACUACUGCCGUGCCUGCAUCACCAGCUACUGGACCUCAAAAGCCAUCAUCCAGUGUCCGCUGUGCAAAGAAACCUUCCAUGAAGCCCCCAAACUGCGAGUCAACACCGAGUUCAGAGACAUGUUGGAGAUCUUCAAGAGGAACAAACUAGCAGCAGGUGAGGAUGGGGGUUCCCCGGCCGGGCCUGGGGACGUGCCCUGUGACCUCUGUGAGGGGAACAGGAACCAGAAGGCUGUGAAAUCCUGCCUGGUUUGUUCGGCCUCUUACUGCAGCGCUCACCUGGAGCCCCAUCGCACGGUGCAGAAGUUAAAGUGGCACAAGCUGAUCAACCCCGUGGAUUCCCUCGAGGACAGGGUGUGCAGGAAACACAACAGAGUGAUGGAGGUCUUCUGCAACAAAGACCAGUGCUGCGUUUGUUCCUUGUGCCUGAAGGAAGACCAUGUCGGGCAUGACAGCGUUUCUUUGGAGGAAGAGUUUGAGGCGAGGAAAACUAAGCUGCAGCGUGGAAAAACGCUUGUGGACAAAGCUAUAAGAGAUAAAUGCAACAUGGUUUUAAGGUUGGAAAACUCGAUGAUACAAAGUAGGCAGGAAGUGGAAGAAACUAAGGUGGAAGCAAACCAGGCCAUCGCUUGUUUGGUUGCCGCGAUUCUCAAUAAAAAAGUUAAGCUGAUGGAGGUUUUCGAGGGGAAGCAGGAAGCCGCUGAGCAAAAGGAUGAAGCAGUAAAGAGACAACUGUGGCUGGAUAUCGCAGCACACCGCGAGGCGACUGUGCAGUUUGAAGAGCUUUUAAAGACAGAGGACGAAUUUCGACUCCUGCAGAGCCUACCAUCCAUCCCCUCUGAAACAAGUACAAAGCAUUACUGUACAGAGCGCAAACGUCUCCUGCAAGUACAGGAAGUCUGGAGAGCGGUCGCUAAAAUCGAGACACUCAAUGAACACAUGGACAAGAUAAUCAAAGAAGUCCUUCAGGUGGAUAAGGAAGAGGAGGCCUUUGAAGAACCGUUUGAUGAUGAACUUGGGAAAAUCCAGGAGCAACAUGCAAAAAAAGUGACUUUGGACCCCAACACGGCCCACCCUUCACUCAUCGUCUCCGAGGACGCGACACAAGUUCAGGACGGAGCCUCCAAGAGGAACAUCCGCGACAACCCUACAAGAUUUGAUUCGCUCCAUUUCGUCCUAGGGAAUCAAGGGAUCUCCAGUGGGAAAAUCUACUACGAAGUAUCCAUUGAAGGACUGACAGGAUGGGAAGUGGGAGUGGUGAGAGAGUCCAUCGGCAGGAAGGGUGUCAACUGGUCUCUCACUCCUGAAAACGGAUGCUGGACGUUGGGGUUGUAUUGGGGACGGUGCCAGGCUAACACCAAUCCUCCGGUCCACGUACCUUUGAUCGAAGAACUCCAUAAGGUUGGGGUGUUUGUGGAUUUUGAAGAAGGGUUUGUCUCUUUCUACAAUGUAGAAACUAGGGCUCAGAUCUACUCGUUUACACGGUGCGUUUUUUUAGAUAAUGUAUCCUUUCUGAGCAAAAUACGGUCAUUCGGGGCUAGGACCAGGAUCUACCCUUUGUUCCGACCCAGUGCUGAGGAAGGGAGCCCUCCUCUACGGAUCACUGAUGUCAGACCCACAAAAAGAAAGUAGAGCGUCCUCCUCGCACAAGAGGAGGAACCUUUUUCUUUGAAAUGUGGGUGUUGCAGCAGCACAAGGACAGCAAUUGUACAUAAAGAGCUGAAUGGAUAUUGUUGUAUUUCUAAGCACAUUUUAAGGUUCAAACAAAAACAAUUGAUAUUAAUGAAGAAAUGCAAAUAAGACAAAACAUCGAGUUAUAAUAUUGAAUAACUUUAAAUAUUUCCAUUGUAGUUUCCUGUUUUUACUACAUUUCACUCUUUUUGUAAUUUUGAUUUCAUUGUGUCUAAACGUUAUUGAAUUUUUGAUUUGGUAUAAAUAAAGUAUCUAUCCUACCUACCUACCUACCUACCUACCUACCGACCUACCGACCUACCGACCUACCUACCUACCGACCUACCGACCUACCGACCUACCUACCUACCUACCGACCUACCGACCUAC